Molecule: messenger RNA, 1927 nt
Organism: Jatropha curcas
Lineage: Eukaryota; Viridiplantae; Streptophyta; Magnoliopsida; Malpighiales; Euphorbiaceae
Gene: TOPP8
Product: Calcineurin-like metallo-phosphoesterase superfamily protein
Cellular component (GO): nucleus; cytoplasm
Molecular function (GO): protein serine/threonine phosphatase activity
Source: RefSeq, a predicted model, not a curated record
CGUUUGAAGGUUUCAACCUGCCAAAUUGAAUCUUCUUGGCAGUUGGUGGCGCUUAAAAAAAAAAAAAACAAAAAGAAAGAAAAGGCAAAAAAAUAAGAUUUGUUGUUUUUAGAGAGAAUAGAAUAUAGACCUUAGAGAGAGAAAGAUUCAUAAAGGAAAUGACAAGCCAUAUCCAUUAUUUUUUUCUCUUCUCUUGAUCCAUAUCUCUCUCUUCUCCAUCGGAUCAUCCUCUCUUUCUGUUGUAUCUCAAAUUUCCAACUAUAAAUUCUGAGCUUUUCUUCUUCAAACAUUUUUUUUCCACUUUUCUUUUGUUUUUCUUGGGUUUUUAAUCAAUUUAGCACAUACCCUUUUCUCUUUCUGUACAAAUUCUUCAAUUGAUUCGUUAUUUCUCAGUUUUUUUGCACAAUUAUUUCUGGGUUUCUCUGUUGCGAAGAAUCUUUCUCUCUCUUUCUUUUUCCUCAUUAGCAAUUAAUCUUUUUGGAUUUGGAGAUUAAGAUGAUGAUGAUGACAAUGGAAGGGAUGAUGGAUAAGGGAGUCUUGGAUGAUAUUAUUAGGAGGCUAUUGGAAGGGAAAGGAGGCAAACAGGUGCAGCUAUCUGAAGGAGAGAUCCGGCAAUUGUGUGUUAACGCACGCCAAAUCUUUCUCUCUCAACCUAAUCUGCUUCAGAUAAAAGCUCCGGUUCGCGUUUGUGGUGAUAUACAUGGACAAUAUCAAGACCUACUGAGGCUAUUUGAGUAUGGUGGCUACCCUCCUUCUUGCAACUACCUCUUUCUUGGAGACUAUGUUGAUCGAGGGAAGCAAAGUUUGGAGACUAUAUGUCUGCUUUUGGCCUAUAAAAUCAGAUAUCCUGACAAAGUUUUUCUCUUGAGGGGAAAUCAUGAGGAUGCAAAGAUCAAUCGGAUAUAUGGAUUUUAUGAUGAGUGUAAAAGGAGAUUCAAUGUUAGGCUUUGGAAAAUAUUUACUGACUGCUUUAAUUGCUUGCCUGUGGCUGCACUAAUUGAUGAGAAGAUACUGUGCAUGCAUGGCGGCCUCUCCCCUGAGUUGGAGAACGUGAACCAAAUAAAGGAUAUUCAGAGGCCUACUGAAAUUCCUGAUAGUGGUCUUCUUUGUGAUCUGCUUUGGUCUGAUCCUGAUGGCAAAAUUGAGGGCUGGUCAGAUAGCGAUCGUGGUGUUUCAUGUACCUUUGGAGCUGAUCGGGUUGCCGAAUUUUUGGAUAAGAAUGACCUUGAUCUCAUUUGCCGAGGGCAUCAGGUGGUAGAGGAUGGAUAUGAAUUUUUUGCUAAUCGAAAAUUAGUCACAAUAUUUUCAGCUCCAAACUAUGGAGGGGAGUUUGACAAUGCAGGUGCCUUAUUGAGUGUCGAUGAAGCUCUAGUAUGUUCCUUUGAGAUAUUGAAGCCACCUCCAUCAGCAAGCACUUCUAAGUUGCCCCUUAAGAAGCCUCCUAAAAUAUAGGACAAGUGCAUUUGGAGAUUCAUCGGUUUUUGAUAGGAGAUAGAGCAAGCUCCCUCAUGCUACUCAGUUACUGUGCAGUCUUACAAGAUAAGAAAUGCUUUUUUCCUGUUUGAAAUAUAGCAGAUGAUUCAAUUUUCAAUGCAGAUUACUAGAGAGAAAUUCUGUAGAUCAACUGUAUCUUCUGGCGUGGAGCUGAAAAGUUCAAAUUUAACACCGUUUGAUAACAUCCUUAUUCCACUGAUUAGCAUUUGCAAUCUACAGAGAGAGAAUAGUCUGCUUUGAUUUUUUGUUGAGUUUGUAACAGUACCAACUGUGGUUUGCUCAUUUCACCCUCUUGUUCACAUAUUACCCAUCAAAUAUAAUUCCUUACAGCCAGCAUGGAUUGUAUCAGAUUGUACCUUUCAAGCAACUUGCUUUUGAUUCAAGUUUUUUCACUCAAAAUAUAUAAAUAAUGUUAUUGUUCCAUUUUUUUUAA